Closterium sp. NIES-65 is the source of this 252-nucleotide messenger RNA. The record is from the annotation of a GenBank genome assembly. NCBI's taxonomy places the organism in Eukaryota, Viridiplantae, Streptophyta, Zygnematophyceae, Desmidiales, Closteriaceae.
AUGCCUCCAUUGCAAGAGACAUUCACAGCAGCAGCUGCAGCAGCGGGAUUAGCAGCACCAGCAGGCGCAGCAGCAGCAAGAGGAGGGGGAAACCCGUCUGCAUCAGGUGUAUCAGGAGGGGGAGGUCAAUCAGGAGCAUUUGCCGACUUCUCCCAACUUCAGUCAUCCCUCCCACCAGCAACUCAGCCUGCUCCAUCCAACCCACCCUCAAGCACCAACGCCCCUGCAGCUGCAGGCUGGGCCACCUUUUAA